This is a messenger RNA of Cynocephalus volans (Philippine flying lemur), 1095 nucleotides long. RefSeq names its product heparan sulfate-glucosamine 3-sulfotransferase 2 (gene HS3ST2). Bases 1 to 1095 code for a protein of 364 amino acids. NCBI's taxonomy places the organism in Eukaryota, Metazoa, Chordata, Mammalia, Dermoptera, Cynocephalidae. The transcript has 2 exons. Gene Ontology annotation, molecular function: [heparan sulfate]-glucosamine 3-sulfotransferase activity. The record is from RefSeq and is a predicted model, not a curated record.
AUGGCCUAUAGGGUCCUGGGCCGCGCGGGGCCACCUCAGCCGCGGAGGGCGCGCAGGCUGCUCUUCGCCUUCACGCUGUCGCUCUCCUGCACUUACCUGUGUUACAGCUUCCUGUGCUGCUGCGACGACCUCGGUCGGAGUCGCCUCCUUGGCGCCCCUCGCUGCCUCCGCGGCCCCAGCGCGGGCGGCCAGAAACUUCUGCAGAAGUCCCGCCCCUGCGAUCCCCCCGGGCCGACGCCCAGCGAGCCCAGCGCGCCCGCCACCGCCGCGCCCGCUCCUCGCCUGGCCGGUGCCAACCACUCCGGCUCACCGAAGCCGGGCACCAAGCGGCUGCCCCAAGCCCUCAUCGUGGGCGUGAAGAAGGGAGGCACCCGCGCCGUGCUGGAGUUUAUCCGCGUGCACCCGGACGUGCGGGCCUUGGGCACGGAGCCCCACUUCUUCGACAGGAACUACGGCCGCGGGCUGGACUGGUACAGGAGCCUGAUGCCCAGGACUCUUGAGACUCAGAUCACGUUGGAGAAGACGCCCAGCUAUUUCGUCACUCAAGAGGCCCCUCGACGGAUCUUCAGCAUGUCCCGAGACACCAAGCUGAUCGUGGUCGUGCGGAACCCGGUGACCCGCGCCAUCUCCGACUACACCCAGACGCUCUCCAAGAAGCCAGACAUCCCCACCUUCGAGGGGCUGUCCUUCCGCAACCGCAGCCUGGGCCUGGUGGACGUGUCGUGGAAUGCCAUCCGCAUCGGCAUGUACGCGCUGCACCUGGAGAGCUGGCUGCGGUACUUCCCACUGGCCCAGAUCCACUUUGUCAGCGGCGAGCGGCUCAUCACUGACCCAGCCGGCGAGAUGGGGCGCGUGCAGGACUUCCUGGGCAUCAAGAGAUUCAUCACGGACAAGCACUUCUACUUCAACAAGACCAAAGGGUUCCCUUGCUUGAGAAAAACACAGUCGAGCCUCCUGCCUCGGUGUCUGGGCAAAUCGAAAGGGAGAACUCAUGUACAGAUCGAUCCUGAAGUGAUAGACCAGCUCCGGGAAUUUUAUAGACCGUAUAAUAUUAAAUUUUAUGAAACUGUUGGGCAGGAUUUCAGGUGGGAAUAA